This is a messenger RNA of Perognathus longimembris pacificus (Pacific pocket mouse), 3368 nucleotides long. It is a transcript of the gene Loxl3, whose product is annotated as lysyl oxidase like 3. Bases 527 to 2905 code for a protein of 792 amino acids. The transcript has 16 exons. Lineage: Eukaryota; Metazoa; Chordata; Mammalia; Rodentia; Heteromyidae. Gene Ontology annotation, biological process: peptidyl-lysine oxidation; inflammatory response. The record is from RefSeq and is a predicted model, not a curated record. Gene Ontology annotation, molecular function: copper ion binding; protein-lysine 6-oxidase activity. Gene Ontology annotation, cellular component: membrane.
AAUACCGGGGAGGCCAAAUGGGCCCUAGGGACUUCCGUUCCUGUGGCCAGACCCUCCCGUCGCCCAGCUCAAGUUGGACUGGACUGUUUACACUAGCGGGGGGUGUGGAGGAAGGGCUGGGGGCAGCUUCCCGCCGCCUUGGGCACUGUUGCCCGGACCACUCCCGGCCCAGUAGUCGCUUGCAAGUCCAGCUACCUGGCCACGGCUGCCCGGCCCCCAGACUGCGGGAAAAGAAGGCUUCAUUGACUCUGGAGGGUCAGAGAAAGAGGGGGAGGUGGCUCGGCGGCGGCCCGCUCCACCAGACACGGGGGAGACCUAGAGGAGGGAACUGGCCAGGCAGGAAUGGAGGGAGAAAGCGGAAUGUGGGAGGGCUCAAGGGGACGUGGGAGGAACCAACGAAAGCGGGGGAGGAAAGGGGGGCCCAGUCUCCCCUGGCUGAUCACUUUUUUUUUAAUCACUAAAACUAAUCUCCAGGACCGGGACUCUUCUCCCAGCCUCCAGGGCCCUGCCAAAGGCCUCCCCUGCCAUGCAACCUAUCAAUGUCUGGCAGUGGAGCCCAUGGGGGCUGCUGCCGUGCCUGCUGUGCAGUUUGUGCUUGGGGUCUCCAUCACCUUCCACUGUCCCAGAGAAGAAGGCAGGAAGCCAAGGGCUAAGGUUCCGGCUGGCUGGCUUCCCCAGAAAGCCCUAUGAGGGGCGUGUGGAGAUCCAGAGAGCUGGUGAAUGGGGCACUAUCUGCGAUGAUGACUUCACACUGCAGGCUGCCCAUGUCCUCUGCAGAGAGCUGGGCUUCACAGAAGCUACAGGCUGGACCCACAGUGCCAAAUAUGGCCCUGGAACAGGCCGAAUCUGGCUAGACAACCUGAGCUGCAGUGGAGCUGAGCAGAGUGUGGCGGAAUGCACCUCUCGGGGCUGGGGAAAUAGUGACUGCACCCAUGAUGAGGACGCGGGGGUUAUCUGCAAGGACCAGCGUCUCCCUGGCUUCUCAGACUCCAACGUUAUUGAGGUAGAACAUCACCUGCAAGUGGAGGAGGUGCGACUUCGACCAGCUGUUGGGUGGGGCAGGCGACCCCUGCCUGUGACCGAGGGGCUGGUAGAAAUCAGGCUUCCCGACGGUUGGUCUCAAGUGUGUGACAAAGGCUGGAUCGCCCACAACAGCCGCGUGGUCUGCGGGAUGCUGGGCUUCCCGGGUGAGAAAAGGGUCAACACGGCCUUCUACAGAAAGUUGAGGAAGCGAGCGGCCAAAACCUCGGCCAGACGCCCCAAGUCCUUUGGAAGACCAAUCACCAAGUUUAAAGUCAAACCCAAGCCCCGAGUGGGUAGGGGGCCAAUCAAGAGACUGCUGGCCCAGCGGCAGCAACACUCCUUUGGUCUGCAUGGAGUGGCAUGCGUGGGCACAGAAGCCCACCUCUCCCUCUGUUCCUUGGAGUUCUAUCGUGCCAAUGACACCACCAGGUGCCCUGGAGGAGCCCCUGUGGUGGUGAGCUGCGUGCCUGGCCCUCUCUACACAGCAUCCACUGGCCAGAAGAAGCAACAACAGUCGAAGGUCCAGGGAGAGGCCCAUGUUCGUUUAAAGGGUGGAGCCCACCCUGGUGAGGGCAGGAUAGAAGUCCUGAGAGCUGGCACCUGGGGUACAGUUUGUGACCGCAAGUGGGACCUCCAGGCAGCUAGUGUCGUGUGUCGGGAGUUGGGCUUUGGCACUGCUCGAGAGGCUCUGACUGGUGCUCGCAUGGGACAGGGCAUGGGUGCCAUUCACUUGAGUGAAGUUCGAUGUUCUGGCCAGGAGCCCUCCCUCUGGAAGUGCUCGUACAAGAACAUUACAGCUGAGGACUGUUCCCAUAACCAGGAUGCUGGUGUCAGAUGCAACCUACCCUACACUGGGGUAGACACCAAGAUCCGACUCAGUGGGGGCCGCAGCCGAUAUGAGGGGAGAGUCGAAGUGCAAAUAGGAGGACCUGGGCAUCUUCACUGGGGUCUCAUCUGUGGGGAUGACUGGGGAACAUUGGAGGCCAUGGUAGCCUGUAGGCAACUUGGUCUGGGCUAUGCCAAUCAUGGGCUGCAGGAGACCUGGUACUGGGACUCAGGGAAUAUCACCGAGGUGGUGAUGAGUGGAGUGCAUUGCACAGGGACCGAGCUAUCCCUGGACCAAUGCUCCCAUCACAGCAGUCACAUCACCUGCAAGAGGACAGGAACCCGUUUCACAGCUGGAGUCAUCUGUUCUGAGACUGCCUCAGAUCUGCUACUGCACUCUGCACUGGUACAGGAGACAGCCUACAUCGAGGACCGGCCCCUGCACAUGUUGUACUGUGCCGCUGAAGAGAACUGCCUGGCCAGCUCUGCCCGCUCGGCCAACUGGCCUUAUGGCCACCGGCGUCUACUCCGAUUCUCCUCUCAGAUCCACAACUUGGGACGAGCUGAUUUUAGGCCCAAGGCUGGGCGCCACUCCUGGGUGUGGCAUGAGUGUCAUGGGCAUUACCACAGUAUGGACAUCUUCACUCACUAUGAUAUCUUGACCCCCAAUGGCACCAAGGUGGCUGAGGGCCACAAAGCUAGUUUCUGUCUAGAAGACACCGAGUGUCAGGAGGAUGUCUCCAAGAGGUAUGAAUGUGCCAACUUUGGAGAGCAAGGCAUCACUGUGGGUUGCUGGGAUCUCUACAGGCAUGACAUUGACUGCCAGUGGAUUGACAUCACAGACUUGAAGCCAGGAAACUACAUUCUCCAGGUGGUCAUCAACCCAAAUUUUGAAGUAGCAGAGAGUGAUUUCACCAACAAUGCAAUGAAAUGUAACUGCAAAUAUGAUGGACAUCGUAUCUGGGUGCACAACUGCCACAUUGGUGACGCCUUCAGUGAAGAGGCCAACAGGAGGUUUGAGCGCUAUCCUGGCCAGACCAGUAACCAGAUCGUCUAAGUGCCACCACCCUCCUCUGCAAACCACCACUGACCCCUCAAUGGCAGGGGUCUAAGGCUGCCUUUACCUCAGGAGCUUACCAUGGAACUCCUGACAUCAGCAAGCCCUUCACACUCAUCACCUGGCACUAUGGGUGUGGAACUCUCAAAAGUCAUCACCUUCCUUCCCAGGCCAGCUGUCAGCAUCUGUGGCCCAGCAUGGGGAAUGCCCAGGCCCAACACCGGACAGAGCACACAACAAAGAGCAGUACCUGAACCAUUGCCCAGAGCAACAGGUGGCAGCAGCUCAUUUUCUUGAAUAGCAAAGUCAGCAAAGUUCCUUGUAGCUCUCCUAAGUUCAGGAGGAAUACAGCCUUACCUCUAGCCUUCUGGUGAGGAAAAAUAUCCAGCUCCCACCCCCUACUUUUGAACGAUAACAUGUUCCUAGGUAUAAUUUUAUUUUGUAUAAAAAGUGUUCAAUUCUU